Ooceraea biroi (clonal raider ant) is the source of this 4812-nucleotide messenger RNA. It is a transcript of the gene Mtl, whose product is annotated as Rac family small GTPase Mtl. Gene Ontology annotation, biological process: small GTPase-mediated signal transduction. The record is from RefSeq and is a predicted model, not a curated record. NCBI's taxonomy places the organism in Eukaryota, Metazoa, Arthropoda, Insecta, Hymenoptera, Formicidae. Gene Ontology annotation, molecular function: GTP binding; GTPase activity.
UACGGCAAGAAGGGGAAAGAAGAGUGAGAGAGGUGUGUGUGUGAUUGUCGAACAUCUGUCACUAAGCGAAUGCUAGCUCCGUUCGGUCCCGAAAACCGCGAUACUGUCAUGGCAGCACUCGCUUUUGUGAUUUUUUGAGGCGAUCACGUAUUACGUGCACGCGUAUACGCAUUUGUGUUGCGUUCGACGAUUUUAUAUAAGACGAGCCCUCGUUCGUACACACACGAUAAAUAAAUCAUGAGCUCAGGUAGACCAAUAAAAUGUGUAGUGGUAGGGGAUGGGACAGUAGGAAAAACUUGCAUGUUAAUAUCAUACACAACAGAUAGUUUUCCUGGGGAGUAUGUACCUACUGUGUUUGAUAAUUAUUCAGCACCCAUGGUUGUUGAUGGAAUUCCAGUUAGCCUAGGCUUAUGGGAUACAGCAGGACAAGAGGAUUACGAUAGACUUCGUCCUCUCUCCUAUCCUCAGACAGAUGUGUUUCUCAUUUGUUUCUCAGUAACGAGUCCCUCGUCAUUCGAAAAUGUCACCAGCAAAUGGUACCCCGAAAUAAAACAUCACUGCCCAGAUGCACCAAUGAUACUUGUUGGAACUAAAAUAGACUUACGAGAUGACCGUGAAACGCUUACUGCCUUAGCUGAACAAGGCCUUAGUGCUAUUAAGCGUGAGCAGGGACAGAAGCUGGCAAACAAGAUUCGUGCAGUGAAAUAUAUGGAGUGCUCUGCUCUUACACAACGUGGACUGAAACAGGUAUUCGAUGAAGCGGUACGUGCCGUUUUAAGACCGGAGCCGCAAAAACGCCGACAAAGGAGGUGUAUUAUGUUAUAAAUGAACGAUGGGAGAAAUUGAAGGAAAUCAGCAUAGGUAAAGAACGUAUGUAAAGCAACAGAUCAAAACGAAAAUUUGAUCACUAUACGCAAAGAGAGAAAAUAUGAAUAUUUAAAACGGGGAAAAAGAAAUGAAUAAUACGUGCAUUUUAACGAAUUAUUCUGGCAGCUAUAUAGAUUACACCACAUCACAGAGGGAGAGAGAGAGAGAGAGAGAGUACAAUUUGUAACUUCCUGGUCUCGACGCGAGUUGUGAUGCUGAAAUCACGACUAGAAAGUUUAGACAACGAGAAAGUAAGAAAAAAGUAGAAUAAUUGUUUAGCAGUUGCAAGAGGGAAGUCCAUUGCAGGCUUGCAGGUGUCUUUCCUUGAAUUUACAUCCGUGUAUACAUAUGCAUAUUGGUGAAGGGAUAUAUGAUCACAAUAAUGUGCAGUUGAUAUUCUAACUUGAAAAUGGCUCAUGACAUUCUUUUUGUAUUUUAUAAGAGAACUCUCUGUUGAUUAAUAUUGCAGUCCUGCAAAUUGAUGAUACAGUAUAAAUGUGUGCUGUGAUGACUACAAGCAUUAAGUAUCGAAGCUUUACUUACCACAGGGCUGCCAGAUUUUCGACUUUUUACAUUUACAGUAGUAGGAACAUUGAUUUUAGUACAUGUAAUAUGAUAGCUAUUACAACAAUCACAUGCUGACAAGUUUUGCGAAGUAAACGUAAAACUAGCGUUAUAGAAUUAUUUAAACAUACAGUGCCAUAGCAACGAAAAAUCAAAUGGAUGUCGCAAGCACUUAAUCAAUCAGUUCUAGACAAUAUAUGUGUAUAUUUUACUAACAAUUAUUCCAAAUACGGGAAAAAAUUCUUAACAAGACGCGCGUAAUCUCAUAACAAAAAAAUGUAUGUACGUAAUUUUAGACAAACGUUUUAGCACGUUUGUUUUUCCAUUUUUUAACGACACGUGAAACAUAUUUACUUUUAUUAAUACUUCUAUUAAGAGAUGUAUGCAUACAGGAUACUGCCAUGAAAUAAUAACGUAACGCAACACCUUCAUAGUAUCCCAUGUAUUGCCAAACGAGGAAAAUCUAUUAUCUUGUCUAAUAAUUAUACAAAUCAAAUUUGACAGUGACGCACGAGAUACUUUAUUGUCUAGAAUUGUAACAUGUUUUCCAUGCCUGUGUGUUGAAAGGAGUAGUGGUACGCAUGUACAUUAAUAUUUAUUUUAUUUUGAUAAACUUAAAAAAAAACGGAGAAUAUUUUAAUAUGAUUUUAUCGGAGGAAGUAGAAUCUCCUAAUAAUAUCUUUUACUUGUGCUUGUAACAGUUACAAUGUUGUACAAGUUGUUGCAUCGAUGCCCAGUUUAACUAACAUUAUUCAAAACUUUUUUACAUAUAAAUAUAAACCUAAAUAUGUUUUGCAAAAGUAAUAAUCAAAAAAAUAUAUCAGUUGGAUAAUGAUAUGGAAUACCAGUAACAAAUAUAUAGCAAUGCAAAAGCCACCUAAAUCGAGAUAUACAAAUAUAGCACAGUGUAUUUUCUUAAAUGUUACAGUAUACUUCUCACACUCUCUUCCAUUUAUUUGUAUGAGAAUAAUUGUUUAUAUGAAAAUUACGAAAAAACUAGUAUGAUAAUUUAGAGAUAUAGGUGUCUUGUACAAAUAAGUAAUCUAUUGCUAUAGAGUUGCUCAUAUCAUUGUAAUUCAUUAUCUUACUAAUCAAUUGUAAUUGCGACUAUGUACUUUUUUUUAUUUAUCUUCUGUUAAAAAGAUCAGGUUUCAUUGCCAUAGAUAUUAAACGCUCUCUACGGACUCAAUGAUAAAGUAGUGUGAUGAUAAAUGGAUAUUACCUUACUUGUGAUCACGCUAUUUUUUUAUAUUCGAAAGCUUAGGAUAGAAGAGAUAGGACCUUUGUGCCAUAUGUUUUCCAUUUAAAACAUAUAUUAAAUCACAUUCGAGAUCAACUUUCAAAUGAUUAUUGUAAUCUCAUAAAAUUUAAUUAUAAGAAGUGAAUAUCUAGCACUAGGAACGACCGAGUGGCUCAUAGUAGUUAUUUAAACAAGUAAUUUUUUAAUUUUGUUUUACAGCAAAAGAUAGGAAGCAAUUUUAGAAGAUAAAAUAUUUUUCUCUUGCAAUCUACAUUACCAAUAUUAAUACGUUUUUAUGAAACACAAAUUUUACAGUUGCUUGAAAAACUUGGCGAUUAAAAUUAUCUUGGCCGUUCUAAUGCUAACACGCAGCAGAGAUGAAAAAGCACACACACACACAUAAAUUUUACAUAUUACUGCUUAUUAGGUGUACAUAAUGUAGCAUAGAAAAGUACUUCGAAUUUCGAACGUAUUUUAUGUUUUUUACAGCAAAACUUACAAUCUUUUUUAUUCCGGAAAUUUUUAUAUGCGCCGAUAGGUCUUAUCGUGGAUUGAUCGACUCGCAAUUGAUUGAUUAAAUAUAAUUAACAUUGAAAAUAUAUAAUUAUAUAUGUAAUUUAUCUUAAAGUAUUUAUGAUAUCCUUGUUUUCACGAAAUUAAAAUUUAUGGUAGAAUGCUCUCUCUAAAUUAAAAUUGCAUCUUUUAAAUAAUUUAUCAGGUCUACCAUUUUUUAAAUCUUUUUUUAUUGCAACCUAAGAUAUAGUUAAGUUAUUUAUAAGUAUAUAUGUGUAUACUUACAUAUGUACAAUAAUGUAUUAGUUAUAGCACAAUAAUAUACUACGAUUAUCUAUUGUAAAGUAAUGUUAUGCAUAGAUUGCAUUUUUGUAAGUAGUGCAUUUAUUUUACAGAUUUCACACAAAUAUUUAGCAUACUAAUUUUCUUACAUUGCAGCAAUAAUGCAUUAGCAGUAAUAUUAUUUGUCAUUGUACUUUUUCUCCGCUGUUAAAAGUAUACUUUUGAUAAAAGUUAUUUAACGUUACUUUUUAUUACAGUUUUUGAAAUUAAAAUUAAGAUACAACUUUAAUUAUAAAAUUGGUAACAUGAUUAAUAUUAAACAAUAACACUACUAACAGCUGUUGAGUGAGAUAUGAGUGCAGUAUGGUACGUUUGCAUUUAUUUCUCAAUGAUAAACUUGAACUAUUUUAACCAAAUAAUAGCACAAUACGUAAUUUAAAUUACACUACUUACAAUUUCUGCAUCGACGAUCGUAAGAUGCGAAUUACUUUUUAAUCUUUCCUCUUUCUAACGAAAUUAUAUUGAAGAAUGCUAUAAACCAAAGUUAUAUAUUACGAUUUAAGAUGACAUCUACAUUUUUUAUUAUGGACAAUUGCACAUAAGUAUACAAAGGAUGAAUGUAUGAAAUGUAAAGAUAUUCUAGUCAUCACGAAUCUGCUUCUAACUUUUAUUUGUGUACGUAAAAAAUUAUCCGAGAUUGCAUAUAGGCAUAAACUAUAAUCUUUAAAUGGAGCAGUUUAAUGUGUGAAUGAGUGAAAAAGGAAAUCACGAUAAAAAAAAGGGAUAUGAAAGUAAAGAUGCAACUUAAUAUUGUCAAUUUAGAUAGGAUGCGAGAAAACCAAACGUUGGGAAUAGAGAUUCUGUAGAAAUUACAAAUGUAUGUACGUGUGCUAGGACUUUAUAACUUUAAUUACGAAUAAUUUAUAAAGUCGUCUGUCUAUUUUCGUAUAAAGACUUCCAUACUUAUUAUUUAUGUACUAACAGGACAGCAUAAGAGAGCAUGCCGCAUCGCUUCUAUAAAUCUUUGAAUCCAUGAGUUUUCAAAUUUGUAACAAUAAACCGCUUUACAAUAAAUUUACAAAAGAUGUAACUUUCUGUUGUACUGAUGUAUUGUACUUUUUAUGCUUAAUGCACUCUUUUGCUGUCAGUAUGAUAGCGAAACAAAUAGUGGCCUCGAAAUUAAUUUGUAUAUUAUCCCGUUUUCUUACGGAAAGGAUUACAAAAGUAACUACAAUGUGGGUAAUGUGUGACUACAUAUUCUAUAUGGCACUAGGAAGCAUUUAUUUUUUAUUUAUAUGUAUUUUGAAAAGAACUUUUUCAAAUAAAUAAUACAACAAAAUCAUUAC